AUGACGACCGCGCUCCCACACCAGCACACGCUACGUCCUGGCCAGGAUCCCGCAUCACCGCACUGCGACCUCUACGUCCACCCGGCCUCGGCAGACAACCAUGGCCUGCUCCAGCUCGCAAGCCUCCACCGCGCCGCAGAAGUAGCCCGCUUCCAAUGGAGGCGGCAGCAUCCUCACCUCGAUCCCGCAAAUCCACCACCACCACCUACCGCACAGUCCACUGACGCAGCCACCGCUACCAACGUCGAAACACCCAACCACACCGGCGCAUCUCCUAGCCGCACCGGCACCGGCAGGUCGCUCGCCAGCGCACACCGAAGCGACAGGCGCGUCUACAACAACACCGUCAUCGCCCUCAACGCCGCACAGUCGACCUUUUUCCGACAGCAGCAGCGACAGGCGCGUGGCACCGCAAGCGGAAGCGGAGGCGGAGGCGGAGGCGGAGGUGAAGGCGGCGAUCCCUCCAUCGACCUCGCCACCAGGAUCCACGAGUUUGCCACCCUGCUCGACAGCGAUUCCGGAUCCGGCUCCGAAUCCGAGACCGAUCGAGCCGGCAUCGCAGCCACUCCCGGCCGUCGUCCCGAUCGAGGCACACCACGGUCAACCACCGGCGGCAUCGACCGCGGAAUGGGCACGACAGGUGACAGGCGCGGAAUGGCCGAGUCCCGCUCCGCCUCUCCAGAUGUGCAGCGCCUCUGGAGGGAGCUGAGAGAACGAGAGAGGCAGCUCCGAGAACAGCACCGGCAGCUGUGGGGCGAGCAGAGGCACACCCGCCAGCAGCCAUUCUCCCCGCUCCAGGCUGAUGCCGAGACCGAGUGGCAGUGCUGGGACCGGCUGGUCAAGGACCUCGCACCCUGCUCUGAGCUGCGCGAGCUCAGCGACCAAGACACCGCGAGCACCGCCUUCCGCCCCUAUCACCUGCGCAACACCACUCUCUCCGGCCUCGCCAUCUCGUUUCUCAGCCAUCAGGCGCAGAACGAGACCCAAUCCGGCCGCUCCAUCUCGCUGCCGCACCCCAUCUGGUCGAGGAGGUACAAGGGCCCGGCUGGCGUGUGGCUGCGCAACGAGCUGACGAGGCGCAGCCAGGCACCCCUCAGCGAGCGCCUUCCCGCAUCCGGAGCCGGUGGUGGGGCCAUAUCGUUUCCCUCGCUCGACCCCGAGCAGCGUCCUGGCAAUGCGGCAGCUGGCACUGCGUCGAGCAGCAACGUGUCCGUCUCCGCACCCGCUGCAGCUGUCCAGGCUGCCACCCCGCAGGACUGGUCGUCGUUCCUGCUACCCAGCAGCGCCACCCUCCAGUCCCUUUCCACCGCGAGCGCCAUGCUGGCGGCAAGGGUCACCACGACCAACCCCACGACUGCCGACACGCCCGACGAAGACAUGCAGGACGCCCAGGCGGCACUGACCCGUACCGCGCAGAGCGUCGAGGCGCACCUUCAGGUCUCGAGGAUGGCGCAGGCCGUCCGCUCGCGAGGCUUGGAGCCUUCGGCCACCGCCGCGACCACGUACGGAUCGCGCAAUCGUACCGCAGCCUCUGCAGCGGGCUCGGCCACGCGAUCCGGCCCCAGCCGUCCGCGAUCAACGCGCGACGCCCUCGCUUUCCUCAACCGGCUGAGGGCGCAGGACGGCCUCCUGCCGGGGAGCGCAGCCAGCAACACCAACAGCGGCGGCGGCUCUGGCGGCCGGUCCACCAGUAACGACCGUUCAAGCCAGAGUACAGGCCUCGACACGCCGACGCCCUUCACCUUUGCACGUCCGCAGCCGGCCAGCGUCGCUACGACACUGGCCCCUGCCCCCUUUGACCCGGAUGGCAGCAACAUGGACGCCUGGCCAGAUGCACCGCGGCCCUACCCCUCAUCGUCGUCGACUUCGUUUGCCUCGCCCUACUCUGCCGCCAAUCUGGCCGCGACGGGCGGUCUUCUGGAUCCGGACGGCGAGUGCUACAGCGAGGCCGCGCCGCGCUUGCCGUCGGGCAGCAUCGCGCUGCGGCGCGAGGCCGAUGCGAGGCGAGCACAGAACCGAUCGGCGCGUGUCAUGGCCGACGACGGGCCUCCGCCUAGGCUUGGAAUGGACGGAGCGAGGUCUGGCGACGAAGGACCGACAGCAGCAGAAGGCGGCGCUCCGAGUAUCGACGGGUGGUACCUCGUCCCCUCUGCCACUUCGGCCAUCACCGGCAACAGCGGGCGCGGGACAGGGUCAGCAGCGCUCGACGCAUGGGUCCCGGGUGAACCCCAUCCAUUCUACACGGUCACGGAGCCGGUCGGGCCCGCUCCUCCCGCCUUCGCUGUCACCGAUGAGUCGACUGGCAGAGACGCCCCCACGACGGCAGCAACAAACGCGUUCCACGUCUCCGGACCGCUGCCUACAGCGACUGCACCGGCGGUGGCAGCGCAGCGGGGCGAGGGGGGCGGCGACGAGGCGAAUCCGACGACCGAAGUGGGCGAGAUGAUGAUGCUCGACAAUCCCAUCCGCCGCACCUCGCCGCUCCCGCUGGCCAACCACACGAGGAGCUCAUCAUCAUCGACCUGGACUCCGGCUCUCGCAUCCGAGCCUGCCGCGGCGGCAGCAGGCAACGAUGCCACCUCGGGGCUGCGACGACGCAACGAAGUCAUCCUCAACCAGGUCCGGAACGCCUCGUUCUGGUCGGGCAGCCAGGCAGAGAGCGACUUUCUCGCCCAGACGCAGACGCAGACGCAACAGCCCGUCGCCAGCACGUCGUCUUCUUCUUCUUCCCCUGCUCCUGCGUCUGCGCUCCAGCGCAUCGAAGCAGGCGAGCAGCGCGAUGAGGGAUGGAGAGCCUGCAGGUGA
Molecule: messenger RNA, 2805 nt
Organism: Pseudozyma flocculosa PF-1
Lineage: Eukaryota; Fungi; Basidiomycota; Ustilaginomycetes; Ustilaginales; Ustilaginaceae
Exons: 1
Coding region: 1-2805 (934 amino acids)
Source: RefSeq, a predicted model, not a curated record